AUGAGAGUAGGCUGUGAGAUUUCUAGGUUCAUGAAUUUUCAGCAAGAUAAGUUUGUUAGAUUUCGGGAUUGGAAUUCAGAGAAGGAUUCUGAGAGCAGCUCUCCUGCAAUUCAUGUAGAACGCCCGGGCAGAAUCAGGAAUACACUAUAUUCAGUUUCCGAGAAGUUUCAAAGGGGUUUGGAAUCUAGUUCAGAGGGGGUGAAGAGAUUUAGAAAAUCAUUCAAAUCUCUUCCUUAUAAUAGAGUUCUGUCCAGAAGUUUUAGUUCUAGGAAGAAAAUCCUUGAUCCACAGGGCCCUUUUCUUCAAAAGUGGAAUAAGAUAUUUGUAUUAUCAUGUCUUAUUGCCGUUUCACUUGAUCCUUUGUUCUUCUAUGUUCCUGUGAUUGAUGAUAACAAUAAAUGUCUUUCUCUAGACAGAAAAAUGGAAAUUACAGCAACAGUUUUAAGAUCUUUCUCUGAUAUUUUUUAUAUAAUCCAUAUAAUUUUCCAAUUUCGUACUGGAUUCAUUGCUCCCUCUUCUCGAGUAUUUGGAAGAGGUGUUUUGGUUGAAGAUGCUUGGGCAAUAGCAAUGCGGUAUCUAUCAUCAUACUUCUUAAUAGACAUUCUUGCUGUUCUUCCCCUCCCACAGGUGGCAAUUCUAAUUAUCAUUCCAAAGUUGAGAGGCUCUGAAUCACUGAAUACAAAGACCUUGCUAAAAUUUAUUGUCUUCUUCCAAUAUAUCCCGCGAUUUUUGCGACUAAUUCCAUUAUAUAAAGAAGUUACUAGGACCUCUGGCAUUCUCACCGAAACAGCUUGGGCUGGAGCUGCAUUCAAUCUCUUUCUUUACAUGCUAGCCAGUCAUAAAGAGAAACCACAUGCUGGCAAGAUGCCUGUCGAGGAAACAGCACAUGAUCAAAAUACAACACUCUUUAAUUUUGGAAUAUUUCUUGAUGCCCUUCAAUCUGGAGUUGUGGAGUCAAGAGAUUUUCCACAGAAGUUCUUUUAUUGUUUUUGGUGGGGCCUAAGAAAUUUAAGUUCUCUUGGUCAGAACCUUGCAACAAGUACCUAUGUUUGGGAAAUCUGCUUUGCAAUUUUCAUUUCAAUUGCUGGUUUGGUAUUAUUUGCAUUCCUCAUUGGAAAUAUGCAGUCAACGACUACCAGAUUGGAGGAAAUGAGAGUGAAAAGGAGAGAUGCUGAACAGUGGAUGUCUCAUCGAUUACUUCCUGACAGCCUGAGAGACAGAAUCAGACGUCAUGAGCAGUACAAAUGGCAAGAAACAAGAGGUGUUGAUGAAGACAAUUUGAUCCGAGAUCUUCCAAAGGAUUUGAGAAGAGAUAUUAAGCGGCAUCUUUGCUUGGCUUUGCUGAUGAGGGUGCCAAUGUUUGAGAAAAUGGAUGAGCAACUUCUGGAUGCAAUGUGUGACAGACUGAAGCCAGUGCUAUACACAGAAGAAAGCUGCAUUGCCCGGGAAGGAGACCCUGUUGAUGAGAUGCUCUUCAUAAUGCGCGGUAAGCUAUUGACUGAGACCACUAAUGGUGGAAGAACAGGCUUCUUUAACUCUGAGUACCUCAAGGCUGGUGACUUCUGUGGAGAGGAACUUCUCACAUGGGCAUUAGAUCCUCACUCCUCAGCCAACCUUCCCAUAUCAACAAGGACUGUCCAAACUCUUUCAGAAGUGGAAGCAUUUGCUCUAAAAGCCGAUGACUUAAAGUUUGUUGCAUCACAGUUCCGGCGCCUUCAUAGUAAGCAACUUCGUCACACUUUCAGGUUUUAUUCGCAACAAUGGCGUACAUGGGCUGCAUGUUUCAUACAAGCAGCAUGGAGGCGCUAUAGUAAAAAGAAGUUGGAAGAGUCUCUCAGGGAAGAAGAGAAUAGGUUGCAAGAUGCAUUGGCCAAAGCAGGUGGUAGUUCACCAAGCCUAGGUGCCACCAUAUAUGCUUCAAGAUUUGCAGCUAAUGCACUCAGACUCUUACGUAGAAAUGGCACAAGAAAAACCAGAGUGCCAGAGAGAAUAUCACCCAUGCUGCUGCAGAAGCCUGCUGAACCUGAUUUUACCUCUGAAGAACAAUAG
Sphenostylis stenocarpa is the source of this 2049-nucleotide messenger RNA. Lineage: Eukaryota; Viridiplantae; Streptophyta; Magnoliopsida; Fabales; Fabaceae. The record is from the annotation of a GenBank genome assembly.